AUGGCAACGCUAGGCCCCGCGGUCUCCUCCCUACGAUCUUCCCUGUCGCUACUUGAAUCAAGCAUAUCCAUCCUCGACGAAGGCGUGUCCGAUUUCCCUCGAUUGUGCAAGGUCUUGCAGACACAGCAACACUUUGAGUUGCUUCCAGAACCCACGCUACGAGAAGCGCAGCAGUCUCUCGAUGACGAGAUCGUUCCGGCUAUAAACCAGCUGCUAUUCAUUGCAGAAAACCAUAUCAAUCAACUCGCCAGAAGAGAAGAGAGCUUGAAAGCCCGUUCUGAACUGUUGGAAGGACGAUUGGACAAGAACAGGAGAAAUUCGAGUUUUGGUGGCAAUGCGCGCCCAUUACAAAAUGUCAGAUCAACACAACCGGCAGCCCUGAGCGACUCCAGAAUGUUGGAGAUGAAACGACUGCAGCAGAAAAAGGAAAGACUGCAAUAUGCAAUCGAAAGAUUGGAACUACAAACCAGGCAGAGAGAAAGAGAGCUGCGAAAGAGCAUGGCUUUCGUGAGAGAUUGA
Molecule: messenger RNA, 519 nt
Organism: Exophiala dermatitidis NIH/UT8656
Lineage: Eukaryota; Fungi; Ascomycota; Eurotiomycetes; Chaetothyriales; Herpotrichiellaceae
Exons: 1
Coding region: 1-519 (172 amino acids)
Biological process (GO): attachment of spindle microtubules to kinetochore
Cellular component (GO): spindle microtubule; DASH complex
Source: RefSeq, a predicted model, not a curated record